AUGGUUCUGAAUGUUCUCUGUCAGUGUGAUGUUUCGACCUCAGCGUUUCAUCUGGAUGGUGAUUAUAUGAUCGGGGGCCUUUUUGAUGUUCACUCUGUCACUGAGGCUGUUUCUCAGGACAGACCGGAAGCCAUCGACUGCUCCAGUCAACCUUUUGUCAUAUCAAACUAUCGGAGGUUCCAGUUAAUGAGAUUCUCUGUUGAGGAGAUCAAUAACUCCACCAGCCUCCUGCCAAAUGUGUCCCUUGGCUAUGACAUAUUUGACCAAUGCUCAGUUGCGCAGAAUUUCCCAGGUAUGUUUAACCUGAUCUCUGUGAACGAUACAAUCCAGCCUUGGGAUGAACCGCACGGGGAUCCAACCAAAGUGUCGAAAAUGAUCGCAGUGGCCGGGCCUUUUUCAAGCACGGAAACUCGGACUAUAUAUCCACUGUUAAUGAUGAAUUUCAUUCCUCUGGUCAGUUAUGGAGCUGCUAGUUCUUCCCUUUCAGAAAAACUGAAAUAUCCCUCCUUUCUCCGAACAGUGCAUUCCAAUAAAGAUAUGAUUGAAGGGAUUGUCACUAUUUUGCUGCACUAUAACUGGCGCUGGGUUGCUUUCAUUAACAGUAACGAUGAUUACGGAUAUGACGGCCGGGAUCUGUUUGUGAAACGAAUUAAAGAUACAGACAUCUGCCUGGCUUAUAGCAAAGAGCUAAACCACAACACAAACAUCUCCCAAGUGUUCCAGCAGAUAGAGGAGCAGGGGGCACGUGUCAUUAUCGCUUAUGUUCCUGAAAGAACCGCUGAAACGCUCAUCGGCUCAGCGAUCCAGCUGAAUGUCACAAAGAAGGUGUGGAUAGCGGUGGAGGCCUGGUCCUUAAACAAGAACCUUCUGAGGGACGAACGAAUCCAAAAUAUUGGGACUGUACUCGGGGUGUCACAGCCAGUGGUGAACAUCCCAGGCUUUGAUGAGUUUAUCUAUUCCACAGUAGAACACAUGUAUUGUGAAAACCAAGACCAACACUCUUGCAAUCAGGUUUGCAACUGCAGUGAUGUGAGCCCAGAACAAAUCGCUGAUGCUGACCCAUCUUACUCUUUUCCUGUUUACUCGGCCAUAUAUGCCAUCGCACAUGCCUUACACAAUACGUUGCAAUGUGGAAGUGGAGGAUGUCAAAGGAACGUUACAGUGGAACCAUACAUGGUACUGGCAGAACUGAAAAAGUCAAACUUCACACUUUUAGACCAGGUCAUUCAGUUCGAUGGGAACACUGACCCCACAUUUGGAUCAUAUUCCAUUGUUUUCUGGAACCAAAGUGGUGAAGCAGAGGAAGUUGGAUAUUACACAUUUUACCCUUCUAUCAUUUUUUCUAUCAACACCACCAAAAUCCAGUGGUUCACAAAUGGAGACAUCCCAACAUCACUCUGUUCCAAAGAGUGUCGAGCUGGAUAUUCGAAAAAGCAAGAUGGAAUCCACACAUGCUGCUUCAACUGUCUGAUCUGUCGAAACGGAACUUACAUCAACACCACAGAUGAUCCAUUUAAUUGUGUCGCCUGUAAGGAGACAGAAUGGUCUCCGGCAGGAAGUACGUCCUGUAACCUUCGAGUGGUGGAGUUCAUCCCGUUGACUGACAUAUGGGCUAUUCUCAUCAUGAUUGUGACCUGGGUCUUCGUGGGAUUCACCGCAGCUGUGUUCGUGCUCUUUGCCAUCAACUACAACACACCUAUUGUCAGAUCAGCUGGAGGACUGAUGUGUUUCCUGAUUUUAGGCUGCCUCGUUCUGUGUAGUACGAGUGUGUUCUUCUAUUUCGGAGCUCCAAGUGUUUCUUUCUGUAUUAUGAGGUUUCUACCAUUCCUACUCUUCUACACAGUCUGUCUGGCUUGUUUUGUUGUGCGAUCUUUUCAGAUUGUUUGCGUCUUCAAAAUGGCUGCUAAGUAUCCCACGCUGUACAGCUGGUGGAUGAAAUAUCAUGGACAGUGGCUGUUCAUUUCAGCGGCAUUUCUGACUCAGGCACUGUUACUUACUUUAGGGAAUUCGUUGUCACCUUCCAAACCUUUCAAUGACACACAGUCGUACCAUGACAAAAUCAUUCUAACCUGUGACAUCAAUCUCCCGUCAUGCCUGAUUCCUGGGAUUUUCCUGUUCUCUUUGUGUUCACUUUGCUUUAUUUUCUCCUACAUGGGAAAAGACCUUCCGAAGAAUUAUAAUGAGGCCAAAGCCAUAACCUUCUGUCUGCUCCUGCUGAUUCUCACCUGGAUCAUCUUUGCUACUGAAUCCAGCCUUUACCGUGGGAAGCACCUUCAGACUCUUAACGCUCUGGCAGUACUGUCCAGCCUCUACUGCUUCCUGUUGUGGUAUUUUCUCCCCAAAUGUUACAUAAUCAUUUUUGAACCCAACAAAAACACACAACAGCACUUUCAGGGUCUCAUUCAGAGUUAUACUAAAACUAUUAGCCAGUAA
Messenger RNA from Sphaeramia orbicularis (orbiculate cardinalfish), 2433 nucleotides. RefSeq names its product taste receptor type 1 member 1-like. Gene Ontology annotation, cellular component: plasma membrane. Lineage: Eukaryota; Metazoa; Chordata; Actinopteri; Kurtiformes; Apogonidae. The record is from RefSeq and is a predicted model, not a curated record. Gene Ontology annotation, biological process: G protein-coupled receptor signaling pathway. Bases 1 to 2433 code for a protein of 810 amino acids. Gene Ontology annotation, molecular function: G protein-coupled receptor activity. The transcript is spliced from 6 exons.